This is a messenger RNA of Staurois parvus, 593 nucleotides long. The record is from the annotation of a GenBank genome assembly. Lineage: Eukaryota; Metazoa; Chordata; Amphibia; Anura; Ranidae.
GCUUGAAAUUUCCACUCGCCUGCUCGCCAAUGGCGAGUGGAAAUUAUGGUGGGUUGAAUGUGUCCCCCAGGGCCAUCUUGCUGAGCAGGCUUGGAGCUCAGGCCGGAUCUGUCAUUGGCACUGGGAGCCGUCAGAUUGCUCAAUAGCUGAGCGCAGUGAAAGCAAAGCAAGGAAUGUGUGCUGUGCUUUUUGCCUUCCCCUAGAGUGCAGUACCCGGAUCUGUGAGUGAACAACGAAGUACUGCAACGUUUUAUGGGGGGAGGGGGGUGGUGUGUGUACAUGGGGGUUGAAUUAAUUUUGGUCACAACUGUACGUGUACAUGUGUGUGUGUGUUGUGUGUGUGUCUGUGUAUGCAUGUACAAUUGUACAUGGGUCUGUGUGUAUCUGUACAUGUGUCUGUGUAUGUAUGUACAUGUGUCUUUGUGUGUGUACAUGUGUCUGUGCAUGUAAAUGUAUCUGUGUGUAUACAUGUGUCUGUCUGUGUACAUGUGUCUCUGUGCGUGUGUGUGUACAUGUUUCUGUGUGUGUGUGUGUGUAUGUACAUGUCCAUGUGUGUGGACAGGUGUCUCUGUUUGUGUAUGUUUGUUGAUGGC